GUUGGGGUUUUUUGGAGCAUUUACUAUAAUGAUUUUGGAACAUCAAACUAUUUUGAAUGUCAGCCAAAAAUCACCUAAUCACCCUUUAAAUAAAUAUUUCAUUAAAUGUGAUUCCCAAAUUUGCUAUAUAAAGUUACUGUCACAACUCUAGAAAGAAAGAGUUGUGACAAUCAAUCAAUACAUUAAGUUCCAAUCCAAUUAAAUUUAAGAAUUUAAUAAGAAACAAAAGUUAUUCAUAUCUAUCACGUUUGGGAAUCUAGCAAAUCACUGAGAGCCAUUAUGAACAAAUACAGAAAAUAAAGCGCGGGCAGCUGACUAAAAUUACUCCAGUCAGUACAAGUGGACCAACAUUCCUCCACAGCAAUGUCUGAAGUGUUGCCUGUAGUAAAACAAAAUACUUCAUGUUAUUUUGUGCCACUAAGAGGGCCAUAAGUUGCAGAUGUAGAGCCAAAUUGUUUAGGAUUUCUCUUUUAGCACAUUAAAUAAAUUAAUGAACUUUGAAGACUGCUUUUUGUAUUUAUUCAGGUUAUUUUUGUUUGAUACAAACAUGUCUUUGAAGAUCUGGAAAAUUUAGACGGGGUGAGAGGGUAACCAAGCAAAAAAGAAAAUACUUUCCCCAAUAUUGCAUAUAUAAGUUUGACUGAAUUUCCUUAAAAAAAAAGGUAAACAGCUUUAAGAUUUUCAUCUGUCUUUCCUUUUAGUGAAGCUUUGCAGCAACUUGUCUAGAAAGAAUUAAGUCAUUUCAUUUAAAUGAAUGAUUUCCUAAUGAUUUACUCUUUAUCUUUUACCAUAAUUUUGAUGACAUGUGUGAGUCACAUUCUGUGUCUUAAAAAGCCAUGUCAGUAAACUUUGUUCCUGUGCAGUCCUUCCAUAAAGAGGAAGUGAAAACUUUAGGGUUUUUUUGCACCCAGACACCACAGUCAGCACAUAUACUUUGGCAGAAUGAACAUCUCAUAUGCACGGUCUCCGUCGGAGGAAAUGGCCCUUGAGGAAUUUGAUGGUGGAACAGUGGUGGCGUGUGUGAUCCUGGGUCUGUCCUUCUUGGUUGGUGCUCCUGGCAACCUGCUUGUGAUCUGGACCAUCCUGAAGCAUGUGAAGAAGCGCUCACACACAGUGGUUCUCAUCUUGCACCUCGCGGCGGCAGAUCUGGUGGUCCUCAUUACACUCCCUCUGUGGAUCUACUCCCUCGCACAGUCCUGGGUCUUCGGAGUGACAUGCUGCAAAGCCAUGGUGUUCGUGAUCAACGCCUGUAUGUACAGCAGCGUUUUCCUCAUCACGCUCAUGAGUGUGGAGCGUUUCGUCGCCGUGCGUUAUCCCUUUGUCUCUGUAGUUUGGAAGAAGAAACAAGCCUUGAAUAAAGUCCUCCUUGCCCUGUGGUCAGCAGGGUUCCUGUUCAGCAUACCUAUUAUUCCGACUCAAACUAUCGGGGUGGACGAUGGUAAGACGCAUUGCCUGUAUCGCGAGUAUACUUCUGACACUCAAGAGCUGGUGUGUUUGUUGCUAGAGACGGUGGUGGGAUACAUGCUGCCCUUCUCCAUUCUUGUGGUCUGUUAUGGGUGUUUGUGCAGUCGUAUAACUCAGAUGAACUUCAGGUCCAAACGCAAGUCCACUGUCUUGAUUGCAAGCGUAGUGGUUGCGUUUGCCAUUUGCUGGACACCACAUCAUAUAGGAAACAUCAUCUCAAUCGUUAUUCUGGCCAUUGAUGAUUCAAAGAGUAAUAUAGCACUUAACCUGGAAGCUGCUAGACAAACCAUGGCAUUUGUAGCGGGAGCAAUGGUCUUUAUCAGCAGCAGCAUUAAUCCUGUCCUGUACAUGUUUGCGGCCCGCUCCUUCAGGGAGUCGCUACGUGACACCGGCAUCCAGAAACUCUUCCGCCACAUCUCCAGCACCUCGCCGGGUGAGGGAAACAGGGAGAUAUCCUUUGUGUCGAGGAGACAAAGCAAUCAGACGAACUGCUCUCAGCUUAUGACAGAGUCAAAAGACGAUACUAAUAUGUAUUGAAGUUGUGUGUAAAUAAUCAUUUUCCUGAGAAUGAAAUGUGUGAGGUGUUUUGCAUUAAACCCUCUUUUAAACGAACCCUCAACAGGUAAAAAACAAUAGAUAAACAACAUGUCUCUGCUGAUCUAUCCAGUGCAUUUACAUUUCUUUCUGCUCUUAAUUUAUUUAUGAAACUUUAAGUAUUAUGUAUGCUGUAUCCCUUGUGCAAAUAUCUUUUAUCAUAAAAAGCAAUACAUUUAUAUAUGAACGAAAAUGAAUUAAAACGUUUUUUAAAUGA
Messenger RNA from Xiphophorus couchianus (Monterrey platyfish), 2275 nucleotides. RefSeq names its product leukotriene B4 receptor 1. The record is from RefSeq and is a predicted model, not a curated record. NCBI's taxonomy places the organism in Eukaryota, Metazoa, Chordata, Actinopteri, Cyprinodontiformes, Poeciliidae. Bases 943 to 2001 code for a protein of 352 amino acids. Gene Ontology annotation, cellular component: external side of plasma membrane; membrane. The transcript has a single exon. Gene Ontology annotation, molecular function: C-C chemokine receptor activity; C-C chemokine binding. Gene Ontology annotation, biological process: positive regulation of cytosolic calcium ion concentration; G protein-coupled receptor signaling pathway; immune response.